GUAUAUAAUCAGUGCUGUUGUAUAGAGUUUUCCUCCAGCUGAAGUGAGGAUGAGUCGAUCGACCGGCCUCCUGCAGCAGAUGACCAUAUUCAUCACUGUAGUGACCGGCGGCGGCUGCGCUAUGAUGUAUUACCUCAUGCAGAAAAAUUUUGCAAAAGCAGAGUACUACCGUCAGGCCCUUGAACAACUGAACAAUAAUUCCACAGCCAUGGCCAGUCUGGGCGCUCCUCCUCUAAAGAUCCACAACAUCCAUUUAUCUGACCGCCACAACCGCAUGGACCACAGCAGCGCUCAGCUGAAGAUCCCAGUUACCGGCUCAAAGACUGGAGGUUAUCUCUACACAACGUCCACCAGAGACACUCUCAUGAACAGAUGGCUCCUCCAGCAAGUGUUCCUAAAACUGAGGGAAGGAGAAACCAUUGAGAUUUUCAACAAGACGGAAUCUGAAGAGUAACUUUAUACAGAAGC
Rhinichthys klamathensis goyatoka is the source of this 468-nucleotide messenger RNA. Its product is annotated as cytochrome c oxidase assembly factor 1 homolog. The transcript has 4 exons. Bases 50 to 454 code for a protein of 134 amino acids. Lineage: Eukaryota; Metazoa; Chordata; Actinopteri; Cypriniformes; Leuciscidae. Gene Ontology annotation, biological process: mitochondrial respiratory chain complex IV assembly; mitochondrial respiratory chain complex I assembly. Gene Ontology annotation, cellular component: mitochondrial inner membrane. The record is from RefSeq and is a predicted model, not a curated record.